Molecule: messenger RNA, 597 nt
Organism: Protopolystoma xenopodis
Lineage: Eukaryota; Metazoa; Platyhelminthes; Monogenea; Polystomatidea; Polystomatidae
Source: the annotation of a GenBank genome assembly
GACCGAUGCGAGUCCGCCAAGUCCGGAUAUUUGUGGCCGCUGCUGGGAUGGCCGAAUCGACGCCAGGCCCGAUCAACCUGCAACACAGGCCCGAUGGGCUACACCACGUUGUCCGGAGUCCGAGUCCCUGGCCUCGUCGGUAGCGAUGGCAAUGGUGAUGGCGACUCUGGCGAUGCCAGCGGCCUCGGACCCGGGCCCGAUCGAGCAGCCGCCUCCGUCUCGGACGCCCGGCGGUCAGGUCGGGUGCACGAGGAGCUCAGAUCCAUGCGGCCUGAAUUGCAGGCAGCGCAUGACCAGCCGCCGCCACAGUACCAGAGAGGACCACAAAUGCAUUGGCCUGCCCCGGGCCGACUGGAGGAGCCGAGGUCAAAGGCUCGCAGAGAGCCGCACGAGGCCCAGGUCGUCGAGGCAAUGAUGACGGCUCGGCGACAGCUGGUACACCUGCCGUCUGAGGCAGAGAUGCUGGCCACUUUGAAGGCACAAGAGGCGAUGUGUAAGUCCAUGCGAGAACUAGAUCUUCUUAAUAGAAUAUUGUGGCUUGGGAAUUUUAGCACGGGAAAUAAUCCACCCUCAGAUCUCGAAUACCAAAUGAUAUAA